Messenger RNA from Solenopsis invicta (red fire ant), 3924 nucleotides. RefSeq names its product E3 ubiquitin-protein ligase NRDP1 (gene elgi). Gene Ontology annotation, biological process: tumor necrosis factor-mediated signaling pathway; protein K63-linked ubiquitination; regulation of canonical NF-kappaB signal transduction. Gene Ontology annotation, cellular component: plasma membrane signaling receptor complex. The record is from RefSeq and is a predicted model, not a curated record. The transcript is spliced from 3 exons. Lineage: Eukaryota; Metazoa; Arthropoda; Insecta; Hymenoptera; Formicidae. Bases 455 to 1435 code for a protein of 326 amino acids. Gene Ontology annotation, molecular function: ubiquitin protein ligase activity; metal ion binding.
AAAUUAGGAAAUAAUGAGCUUAAGAGUCACGCAGAAUGUUGAAUAAAUAAGUCCAACAUGAAUCCACGAUAAUGAAAACGUUUCGAUCUUUAAUGACGGUCUUCCUCAGUAUGUAAAUUGUAACACAGGCUAUAAAACAAAACACAUAUAAAAAUCGCACUAUAUUAAUUACAAUAUAAAUUUAUCAAAUUAUAUUAAUAAUUCACAGAAAAUCUCCAAAUAUAAUCGCAGAGAGAAAUUUCGCGCGUUCAAAAUUUGCAUGUGAAAUUUGAAAAAGUCUGAGAUUUGCGAGAUUAGUACGAAGAAGAGGAUGCACCUGGCGGCCCCUCGUGUCCCCCGCGACUGCGUCCGUCCCUGACAAUCGCGAGACUCGCACGAGUGAGAGAGUGCGAGAGCUGCCGAGAGACCGUGAGACUGAGGAGCAUCGAGGAGGCGACAGACGCAUUCGCGAGCGAUGGGGUUCGACGUGGGCCGCUUCCAGAGCGACGUGGACGAGGAGCUCGUGUGCCCGAUAUGCUCUGGCGUACUCGAGGAUCCCGUUCAGCUUAUGGACUUGCAGGUGAGCAAUGUGUUACAGGCACCAGUGUGCGAACACGCUUUCUGUCGCACCUGCAUCAACGAAUGGAUAAAUCGUCAGCCUACAUGUCCCCUGGACCGUACACCCAUCACAUCCACUCAGCUUAGAGCGGUCCCCAGAAUUCUGAGGAAUCUGUUGGCCCGCUUGUGCAUCAAGUGCGACAACAUCAUGUACGGCUGCACCGUGGUUGUCAAACUGGACUGUCUGGCUAUGCAUCUCGAGCAAUGCGAGUACAAUCCGAAGAGACCGAUGCAGUGCGAGCAGGGUUGCAGCUUGAUCAUCCCCAAGAAUGAGCUCAAGGAUCACAACUGCGUGCGCGAACUUCGCAAUCUGAUAUCGCAGCAGCAGCAAAAACUGAAUGACAUGAAGCGCGAACUCGACGAGCAGCAGUUGCAGAUCAACGAGCAAAAACGCGAGAUCCAUCUGCUGAAAGACUUUAUGCGCGCGCUCAGAGUGUCGAAUCCGGCGAUGCGCGCGAUCGCCGAUCAGAUGGAGCGGGAUGACGUUGUCAGAUGGUCCGCGUCUCUGCCACGCGCUAGGGUUACCCGAUGGGGCGGGAUGAUCUCCACACCCGACGAGUUGCUACAGACAAUGAUCAAAAGAACUCUGUCGGAAUACAAUUGUCCUCCUCACGUGAUUGACGAGUUAAUGGAGAACUGCCACGAGAGAAAAUGGCCACCAGGUCUAAAUUCUCUUGAGACCAGACAGAACUCUCGACGACAAUAUGACAACUACGUGUGUAAAAGAGUGCCUGGUAAACAAGCGGUGCUGGUCCUCCACUGUGAUAAUAUGCACAUGCCGGAGGAUAUGAUGGUUGAGCCUGGGUUAGUGAUGAUCUUUGCGCACGGUAUCGAAUAGGAUCAUCGGACAAUUGUUUAUAAAUAUGAUUGUUAAUUGAUCAUGGAUCCAGAAGCACUGAUGUCACGUCACAGAGGGAGCGAAUUCGCUCAGUUAUCAUUUGCGAAUUGAUACAAGUCGCUCUGGAUCUUUGUAGAAUUAAUACGAGAAUCAUCAUCUGAUCGUCGUCAAGUUUUACUCGGAAAAUUCCUUCACCAGGAUACUUGCACGUUUACGGCUGAAGCCCUGAGAUUGCAAGAUUGUCCUUGAUGCGAAUUUAUUCCGAAGAUAAAUCGAAGCCGUCGAGCAUAUGAAAACGCGAUAUAAUGUUGCACACUGUCGCUCUUGUGAUACGCGAUUCUAGAGGCGCGAUUGUCGCGUACUGGAUCGAUUGGGAUUGUAAUUGUAAUCGAUACACCGGGAAAUAACAUUGGCAAACAUGUUUCUCGAUGCGUCAACGUUCGACUCGCCGUUAUCGGUUACCUCGAUCGAACCUCCAAUAGGAAGACUCAAUCGAGUAUCUGGAUCGUUGCACUGUGAUAUACCACUUCGGUGAGAAACCUCCUGAAAUCGCGUGAUAAAUGACCGACCACCGCCUCUCCUUCUUGGCCGGUCGAUUGAUCGAAUUGUAUAUUUUUUCGUCGGCGGUUCGUUUAUCGUCCAUUUCAGGAUCAUUUACGGAUACUUAGAAGUCUGUGAAUGUUUUACUAUAAUACUUUAGAGAAAGAGAGAGAAAGACAGAUGAGUGUAAGCGAUGAUUGAACAUUCUCAUUAUAGUAAUCUAAACACAAACGAGAAAUCUCAGAAUAGAUACAGAUUUGCCACAGUGUGAUCCGUUUUUAAACAUUUGACGCGUAUUAAUCCUGCCAGAAAUUGCGUUUUUUCUUCCUGCAAUUCUUUGCUAUCCAUAUCUAUCUCUCUGAUUUUUUUCUUUUUUCUCCUAGAAAAUUUAUUUAAAUUAUGCAUUUUAAAGAAGCUAAUCAUUAUCAUCGUCUAUUUGCUACGAAUCUAGGCAUUUCAUACAAAUUAUUACUAAUUGUUCUACGUUGAAUUAUGCCACAAAUACUUUUUGCUUAGUUGCUCUGAAUUGAUGACACGUUCUGCUUCCUCGUCGUAUCACUGUGUUAGGGUGUACUAUCGUUCUGUUAAAAAAAAGAUUGAAUUAAAAUUUUUCAUAAAGGCAUGCUAUCAAAAUAUUAUUUAAUAGUGUUGAGACACCGUACGUAAAUUAAUCAUUGUAACAAUUAAUUAACUUGUAUUGCUACAUUGACCUAUGAUUUGUGAAUCGCAUAAAAAAUAUAAAUGCUUUAUGUCUAAUAGCUUCUUAUCUUGCCAUGAUGUAUAGGACCAAGAGAUUAUUAAAAAUUCUUUUUUGAUAGUAAUCUUCUUCGAUCUUGUAAUCUAUUUUUAUAAGAUAAUGUCGCGUAAUAAGGUAGGAUAAAGGCGUUGGAGUUCGUUCUCUCGGAAACACGACUGUACCUAGUACAGAAUAUAUAUUGCGUUACUUCCAAUAAGUCUUCGAAAAAGUCAGAUACAAAUACGCUAGAAAACGAGAGUAUUGUAUUGUCUUUUGUACCUUUUUGUCUGAUAAAUUAUGUUAUCUGAUAAAUACCGUGAGUUUUAAGUGUAAUAUUAUACGUCUAGAGAUUGUAGUAAGACAAUUCGAUAACAGGCUGAUUUUAUACGUGUAUAUAUAUACACACACACACAUAUAUAUAUACAUAUAUAUACACACACAUACACGUGUGUGAAUAUAUAUAGCAUAUAAUAAUUAUAAUAAAGCACAGAUUUUAUAUAUCACAAGUGAUUUAAUAUACCUUAUUUUUUUUUUUUACUUUGUGAUCAGGCUAUGCAAUUCAUAAAUCCCGCGAAAAACAAAUAGGCUUAAUCAAACAAAUAAUGUAACUUAUAUUGAUAGAUACGGCUUAUCAAUAGUAUACAAAUGUUGAAAUUAAACAUCACAUGAAACGUUUUUAAGGCUGUGAAUUCUGAUUUAAUAAUGAAUCAUGCUGUAUGAUUUUCCACACUUGAUAUAUUAAAUCUCUACUAAAUGUCAUGACAAAUCAUUAUUUUGUCAACAUAACCAUAAUGACAAUUUAAAAAGAUCUUUUUUACAAUAAAAAAGCAACUAUUUCCAAAGUUAUUGUAUUAAAAAAACGAUUCAUGUAUGGAUCAUUUUCUAAAUGACAACAUUUUGACAUUUGUGGAAUUAUUAUUCAUUGUUUCUUGGAAAGUUAUAAUUUAUCUCGUUGUUAAGUUAAAAUCGUCAUUUGCGCAUAGUUUUUACGAUUUUGCACUUGUAGGAUAGUUAGUAAUAAUGGUAUAUGAUUUGCUAUGAUAUUGGGCAAUGCUGAUUUAGCAGAUUGUAUUUAUAGAUGCAUUUUAUUCUUUGCGCUUUUAUUAAAAUUUUCCGAAUGUUGUGCUGUAGUCGCAAAUUAUUUCAUUAUGAUCAGUGAUACGACGCCGUGUCUCGACAAAGAGGUAAGCGCUAUGUUAAAAUGGCGAUUUUU